AUGAAAGAACCUAACUCCGACAUUGAAGUAACCUGCGGCUCUGAGAGGGUGGCUCUGUCCAUUCUCCUGUGUCCCAUUCUUUUUAAUGGAUACAACGAGUCCCUGAUGGCUCUGAACUCGAAACACUCCAUGCCCCAGUGUAAAGGCGUGGCCGACUGGAACUCCAACCCCCCAAAGCUCCAGUUCAACAUCUCCAUCACAGAGGAGGCCAUCACCGAGUGUGGCAGCAGCUUAACUAUCACUCACGAAGCCGGAACCGGACUGUUUCAAGACUUCUCCAAAGUUCAGUUCAUCAACAUCUCCGGUUCAAUCUGCUCCCAUGACCCCACCAACGGAGCCAUCACUUACCACCAGGAGGUCAUGUACAUGUUCUCCUGCCGUUAUCCACUGCAGUACCUGGUCAACAACACUGAGAUGAAUGUGGAAGGCGUUACACUGGCAGUUAAAGACACUAAUGGGAGUUUCAUCAGCACAUUAAGCAUGCAUCUAUUUGGGGACAACAUGUACACAAUACCAGUGGAUAUGCCUAUGGAACUAAAAACAAGAAUUUUUGUUGAAGUCAAAGCAUCCAAUCUGACAAACAGGUUCCAUGUUCUUCUGGACCGAUGCUAUACCACAGCGUCUCCCUUCAUCUCCACAACUAAUUUUUAUGACCUCUUUGUUGGGUGUAAUCGUGAUGGUCAGACCUUGAUGGGCACCAACGGAGAGAAGCAGGUGGCGCGUUUCUCCUUUGAGACGUUUCGUUUUAUCAAAGACACAAACCUGACCAUCUCCACCUACUACGUGCACUGUGUCACUCGCCUCUGCGUGGACACCAUCUGCCCCAGCCUCAUACCGAACUGCACGACAAAGAGGAGGCGCCGGUCCACUGAUCCAGACACAGUGAGCGAUGUAGCCACGGUGACCUCCCGACCGAUCACCAUCCGCAUCGAUAACGGUUAUCUGCUCACAUCUAAUGGUUUAGGGAAAGGUGCAUCAGACAAAACUGUGGUGGCUGUAUCGAUCAUCGCCGGCAUCAUUGGAGCCGUGUGUGUGACUCUGGUGGCGUUUAUCGUCUACAACAAUUACUACGCCAAAAAGAUGCCAGGACUGGGCAAAACAAUAAUGUAUCCGCAAGACUGA
Messenger RNA from Boleophthalmus pectinirostris (great blue-spotted mudskipper), 1122 nucleotides. Its product is annotated as zona pellucida-like domain-containing protein 1. Lineage: Eukaryota; Metazoa; Chordata; Actinopteri; Gobiiformes; Gobiidae. The transcript has 10 exons. Bases 1 to 1122 code for a protein of 373 amino acids. Gene Ontology annotation, cellular component: cell surface. The record is from RefSeq and is a predicted model, not a curated record.